Molecule: messenger RNA, 1284 nt
Organism: Nematostella vectensis (starlet sea anemone)
Lineage: Eukaryota; Metazoa; Cnidaria; Anthozoa; Actiniaria; Edwardsiidae
Product: dopamine receptor 2-like
Exons: 1
Coding region: 1-1284 (427 amino acids)
Biological process (GO): G protein-coupled receptor signaling pathway
Cellular component (GO): membrane
Molecular function (GO): G protein-coupled receptor activity
Source: RefSeq, a predicted model, not a curated record
AUGAAGACUAACGAAACAGUUGAACAGACUUGCUGGUUCAUCGUACUGGAUCGCGCGUCCGUAGAACUAGCCUACACCAGCUAUGUCGUCAACAUUGUCCUCAACUGCCUUUUCUCCCCUCCUACGAUCCUCCUGAACAUUAUGGUCAUUCUUGCAAUAUACCAGACGCCAUCUCUUCACUCUGCAUCAAACAUUCUUAUUUGCAGCCUGUCUUUCUCGGAUCUCCUCAUCGGUCUCGUGACGCAGCCUUUUUACGUGGCGUACAAAUUCUCAGAAAUCAGUGGCAAAUUCGAGGAAUUCUGCAACGCAGGGGUGCAAAUUAUUGCGCUUGUCUCAAGCUACUUCCUGGCCGGCACAUCGUUCUAUACUCUUACAGUUAUGAGUCUUGACCGAUGCCUUGCGUUACACUUAGGACUGCGUUACCGUUUGAUUGUCACGCAAUGCCGCGUUGUCAGACUGGUGGUAAUCCUGUGGGUUCUUGCUGUGUUCACUGGGUUCCUACAGCUGUGGGUAGAAGCAAAGCUGUUUUACGUGGUGAUUACUGCGCUUAUGUUGAUGUGCCUUGCGACUAUGAUCUUGGCCUAUUCCAAGGCUUACAUUGCACUGAGGACGCACUAUCGAAAAAUGACUACCCGAAAUAAAGCUCGGAACUUAAGUGAAAAUGUGAGCAACGUCAACACUAGUGGGAUGAAUUUCGUUGAUGUCUGGAAUAAUGCACUGCCUAGAGAAGACCAGGAAGGAAACAACAAAAGGAUGAUGGAGAACUCAGGCGAGAUUUCAAGCGAGAAAAAAUAUAGUCAGGGAAAUCCGCAUCAGGUAAAAGAAUGUAAUUAUUCAAAUGCGUUUCAACUGAGAAGUUUGAAGAACUCAGCAGAGACACGCGGAAAAGCACAAGAGAAACCAGACCGUAAUUUACGUAGCAGUGGAAGUGCACGGGCUGAUCAGAUACGCAUUCUUAAGUAUCGCAAGUCUCUCAAAGCCCUCAAAUACCUUAUGACCAUAAUACUGUUAUGUUACGUCCCUCACACGUGCGUCUACGUCGCCAUAGUUAUCAAAGGUCUCAACGUGGAAACAAGAGCUGCAAAAAACAUAGUUAACCCAAUAUUGUUUUUGAACAGCCUUCUGAACCCCAUCAUCUACUGCUGGAAAAUCAGCGAGAUGCGCCAAGCGUGCGCUAACACGCUUAGAAAAGCGAUAGGCAUCAGCACUCGAAAAGGCCUUUUAAAAAUCCAUAAGAAGGACACCGAACAGGUCCUUGUGACCAAAAGGCCAUUCCAGCUAUAA